UAUGUAUUGUGCAGAUAAUUAAAUAAGUUGCACAAUAAUUUAUGCUUUGAACAUAUUUGGCUUGUUACUAGUUUUAGGAAUAUUAUUCAAAAGCAGAGAAUAUUAUUUAAGAGAAUGGAAAAGAAUAAGACAAGUAAUUAAAGAUUACACUAUGUAAGAAUAUAUAAUAAGUUUAUACUAGAGAUUAUAGAAGUGGUAAUAAUUUAAGAAUAUUUGCAAAGUUUUUAGUUGUUUUAGUAGGAUUUUGUAUCUUAAUAAUAGGAAGUAUAGUUUCUGUAUAUAUUAUAUUCAUUUAUCAAAGAUAAUUUUGUGGGACAAUAGUUUUGGAUUCAUGGAAAUAUCUAAUACAUUUUUAUGGAUAUUAUGUGCUUUCCUAUUUUACGUUGAUUAUCGCUCUAUUUUUAAGUUUUCAAAGUAUGAAAUCAAAUAUUAUUAAGAUAAUUGCGUCUAGCAUUAGCCAUUAUUUUGAUAAUUUAAUUUACAUCAGGUUUAGUAUUUGGAAUAGAGAGAAAUAUAGAAAAAGAAAAUAAAGGAUUAGAUGAAUUAACUGUUGAAGCAUCAGUAUAUAUAUGCAAUUUCAUAAUGAUGCUUAUUAUAAAUAUAAUAAGCUUAUUCUUUCCAAAGUUUGAUUAUUAAAAAAUUAGUAAGAAUAGAGAUGAUAAUAAUUUUAUAAGCAUUAAUACACUUUAAAAUCAUUUUUUAAGUGAUGAUUCAUUAUCUUUAUAAAUUUAAAAAUAGAAUGCUAUAUCUAACUCUAAUUCAUAAAGUUAAAGAUAAUCAAUAUCUAAAAAUCCAAAAAGAAGUUAAUCAUUUUUAGAUUAGUAAGAUGAUUUUAAUAAGGAAGAUGGUUAAUAAAAUUCUUUGGGAUCUUCUAGUAUAUAAAAGUUAAAAUUGGAAUAGUCAGGAUUGAUUGAUCCAACCUAUGGAUUAAAGAAAGAAGAAGAGGCUAUUUAAAAGGAGAAAGAGUAAAAAGAAUUAAUGAGUUAAAUUAUGGAUAUGCAUAAGUAGUUAGAUGAGAAAUUAAACAGAUUAAAAUAGGAUAGUGAAAUAAAUUAAUAACAAUAAAAAUAGCCUCUCAAUUUGGAUAAUAAAACAACUAAUUAAGAGUUAACAGAGCUUUCAGAUUAAUUAAAUUAAUAGAAAUAAUAAGAAAUCAAUGUUAAAUAAAAAUAUGAAAUACAAAGUAUUAAAAUUGAAGGAUUUGAAGAAAUUAAAAAAUAAGGAAAAAGAUUCAUAUAUUUUAAGAUAUUCUAUUUUUCAAAUUCUAAAUAAAGACAAGUCAGAACUGAACAUAAUUUGAAAGAAUUUUAAUAAUUAAGAUUAGCUUUAUAAUAAAAAUAUGUGGAUCACACUUUUCCAGAAAUACCUGAAAAAAAACCAAAUGAAAGAUUGACUGGAAAAGAUGUUGCAAGUAGAGGUGAAGCUCUUGAAAAAUUCUUAUAAUUUAUAGUUAAAAAUCAAAUGUAAUGUUAAACUUUAGAUAAAUUUUUAGAGGAAACUGCAGGACCUAUUAAUAUUGAAGAUGAAAGUAAAUUAUAUAAUUAUAUUUUAGAGGAAGCUAACAUAGAUCAAGUAUUAAAAGAUAAGUCAUUUGAUGAUUUCUUAGAAAUAAGAAAGGCAAGUGUAACAUCCAGAUAAAGUUAUUUAGAGAAAGAUUUUAAUGAUGAUAGUUUUGAUCCUAAAUAUAGUAUAUCUUCGUAAGAUUAAUCAUAAUAUUCCCAACGAGGUAAUGAUCGAUAUUCAUCAAAUAUAUAACCAGGGAUGGGAAAUGGACAUAAAUUCAUUAUUAAGGAAGUUAAAAACCUUUAAUAAAUUACAGUAUGAAACAAUAAUAUAAUAGUAUUAUAAAAUUGAGGGAUCAAUAAAUGGUUAAACUGUCGCUACUGUUUAAAGAAGGUAUAAUGAUUUUAAAGAUUUGUAUAAAAAGGUUAGAUUAAAAUUAAUUUUUAGCUAUUAGAAAGCCAAUAUCAAAUUCCUGUUUUACCUAAUGAACCUUUUUAAAAAUAGUAGGAUGUUAUAGCUUAUCGAUAAGAAGCUUUAGCUUAAUUUUUAAAUGCUUUGUAUUAAAAUAAAUCAGUUAAAACUAGUAUGGUUUUUAAAGAAUUUGUGGGUAUUUGAUCA
Messenger RNA from Paramecium primaurelia, 2121 nucleotides. The record is from the annotation of a GenBank genome assembly. Lineage: Eukaryota; Ciliophora; Oligohymenophorea; Peniculida; Parameciidae.